This is a messenger RNA of Nicotiana attenuata, 794 nucleotides long. RefSeq lists its product as uncharacterized. The record is from RefSeq and is a predicted model, not a curated record. The transcript is spliced from 2 exons. Bases 136 to 438 code for a protein of 100 amino acids. Lineage: Eukaryota; Viridiplantae; Streptophyta; Magnoliopsida; Solanales; Solanaceae.
UUUCCCACCGCCCUAAUAAAACCAUGCAAAGUGAAAACCCUAUUUCAAAGAACAACCCCAAAAAACAAACCUGCAACACUAGAAAACUCUGUUAGAAACCAGAGAGAGAUCAGAAAACAAAGCAAUAAAAGGAAAAUGGCAGGAAAUGAAGAAUGGAGGAAAAUGGCGGAUACAACCAAGAUGAGUCCUGAGGAAGUGAAAAAUGCUGGAGUUGAGGCCUCUAAGAGACCACCAGGCCACAAUCCAGGUACUGUACUACAUCAAAGAGGGCGGUUGCCUUAUAGCAUUACAACAAUGGCACUUGUUGGUUUUGCUAUCACCGGUGCUAUUUGGUACGGCACUAUGUAUGCAAUGAAGAAACCUGAAGCAACUGCCGUUGACGUAGCCAAAGUUGCCACUGGAGUUGGUGGCCCUGAAGAUACUCGUCCUCGCAAGUAGCUGAUAAAAAUAACAUUUCGUUUAAUUAUCUCAACUCUAAUUUUACUCCUACAAUGUGUGUCACUUUUUGUUUUGAAUUUUAGUACUUUCUUUUUUUCAUGUUAAAUUUGGGGCUUGUAUUUUCAGGCAUGCUUCCGAUGAUUACCAGAAUAAUUGGAUUUAACAUGAAUAAUCCAAAGUGAUUCACAUAGACGUAUCCAAGAUUUGUGAAUGUUAUUUGGUCCUGUAUUCUAGGAAGCAAACUUCAAGUCAAGCACUAGUAACUGCAACUUGAAUUUAAAUUUCGUAAAUAUGUUGUGGACUUUUAAAACUUUUAUAUUGGAUUUUGGUCAAAAGCCAUUGAAUUUGGUGUCGAA